UGUACGGGCACUGACUGUAAUAAAGGUUUUCUCCGGGAGACCGCACCGUCUGCCGCCAGCGCCGGGCUCCGGGCACCGCCCGCGCUCCGCCCCGCGAUGGCGCCGCCGCCAUCACUCAGCAGGUUUGGGGCGGCACGUGACCCGCCGCCGCUCCCCGCCCCGCCGGCAGAUUCGGCACGGCCGCGGGCGGCGGGGACCACGAUUGGGGCUGCGGCGGCAGCGCCGGGGGAGAGGAGGGUGCGCGGAACCCCCGGGCCGCACGUCCCGCCCGUGGCGCUGUCCCCGCCCUGCGCCGCCGGGAAGCCGCGGUGCGGAAUCUGCCGCCCCGAACCCGCCGCGCCGUGCGCGCGCCUGCGAGCCGGCGGAAAGAUGGCGUCGGUGUGGGAUGAGUCGGAGGACGGCGUCGGCGAGGAGGUGCUGAAGAUGUCCACGGAGGAGAUCGUGCAGCGCACCCGCCUCCUCGACAGCGAGAUCAAGAUCAUGAAGAGUGAGGUACUGAGAGUGACCCACGAGCUUCAGGCCAUGAAAGACAAGAUCAAAGAAAACAGUGAAAAGAUCAAAGUGAAUAAAACCCUGCCAUACCUUGUCUCCAAUGUUAUUGAGCUACUGGAUGUUGACCCAAAUGACCAGGAGGAGGAUGGAGCAAACAUUGACUUGGAUUCCCAGAGAAAGGGCAAGUGUGCUGUGAUCAAGACUUCUACACGUCAGACAUAUUUCCUGCCUGUUAUUGGGUUGGUUGAUGCUGAGAAGUUGAAGCCUGGAGAUCUGGUGGGGGUGAACAAAGACUCUUACUUGAUCCUGGAGACUCUGCCUACUGAGUAUGAUUCACGGGUGAAGGCCAUGGAGGUGGAUGAGAGGCCCACGGAGCAGUACAGUGACAUCGGGGGGCUGGAUAAACAAAUCCAAGAGCUCGUGGAGGCCAUUGUCUUGCCGAUGAAUCAUAAGGAGAAAUUUGAAAAUUUGGGUAUACAGCCACCCAAAGGAGUCCUUAUGUAUGGGCCUCCAGGAACAGGGAAGACACUUUUAGCUCGAGCAUGUGCUGCCCAGACCAAGGCCACGUUCCUGAAGCUGGCAGGUCCACAACUUGUGCAGAUGUUCAUUGGUGAUGGAGCAAAGCUGGUACGGGAUGCUUUUGCUCUCGCAAAGGAAAAAGCUCCUUCCAUCAUCUUUAUUGAUGAACUGGAUGCAAUUGGCACUAAAAGGUUUGAUAGUGAGAAGGCCGGUGACCGGGAGGUGCAGAGGACUAUGCUGGAGCUGCUUAAUCAACUUGAUGGUUUUCAGCCCAAUACACAAGUCAAGGUGAUUGCUGCAACCAACCGGGUUGAUAUCUUGGACCCAGCUUUGCUCCGCUCUGGGCGAUUAGAUCGGAAGAUUGAGUUCCCAAUGCCUAAUGAAGAGGCCAGAGCCAGAAUUAUGCAGAUUCAUUCACGCAAAAUGAAUGUCAGCCCUGACGUGAACUACGAGGAACUGGCUCGCUGCACAGAUGAUUUCAAUGGAGCCCAGUGCAAGGCUGUGUGUGUCGAAGCGGGGAUGAUUGCCCUCCGCCGUGGAGCUACAGAGCUCACCCACGAGGACUACAUGGAAGGAAUCCUGGAGGUUCAAGCAAAGAAAAAAGCCAAUCUGCAGUACUAUGCCUGAUCCCUGCCCAGUCAAAGUUGUGGCCUUGGCAGAGGACAGGAAUAGACUGGACUGUAUCACUUACUUUCUGUCUGGAAAAAAUAAAGCAUUUUUUCCCUUUAAAAACAAA
Molecule: messenger RNA, 1747 nt
Organism: Vidua chalybeata
Lineage: Eukaryota; Metazoa; Chordata; Aves; Passeriformes; Viduidae
Gene: PSMC3
Product: proteasome 26S subunit, ATPase 3
Exons: 12
Coding region: 97-1638 (513 amino acids)
Biological process (GO): proteasome-mediated ubiquitin-dependent protein catabolic process
Cellular component (GO): proteasome regulatory particle, base subcomplex
Molecular function (GO): ATP binding; ATP hydrolysis activity; proteasome-activating activity
Source: RefSeq, a predicted model, not a curated record